Molecule: messenger RNA, 1383 nt
Organism: Rotaria sp. Silwood2
Lineage: Eukaryota; Metazoa; Rotifera; Eurotatoria; Philodinida; Philodinidae
Source: the annotation of a GenBank genome assembly
AUGUUUAUAUUACUAAUAGAUGAUCUUGAUCGAUAUAAUGAAUUGAUGAAUUUAUCUGAUCGAAAUGAAAAAUUAUUUUAUCGAGUUAUUGCAGAGAAACUUAUGCCAAUUGUUCACACACCAACAGUUGGUUUAGCUUGUCAAAAAUAUGGUUUAGUAUUUAGACGACCAAGAGGUUUAUUUAUUACAAUACAUGAUAAAGGUCAUAUCUAUGAUAUAUUGUGCAAUUGGACAGAACAACAAGUUAAAGCAAUAGUAGUCACAGAUGGUGAACGAAUUUUAGGUUUAGGAGAUCUAGGUGCUUUCGGUAUGGGUAUACCUGUUGGCAAAUUACAAUUAUAUACAGCUAUUGCUGGUAUAUCACCACGGCAUUGCUUACCUAUUAUGCUUGAUGUCGGUACAAAUAAUCAAAUUUCAUCAAAUCCUCUUUAUAUUGGUCUACGACAAAAACGUGUUAUAGGUAAAGAAUAUGACGAGUUCAUUAAUGAAUUUAUGCAAGCAGUUGUACAACGUUUUGGUUGGCAUUGUCUUAUACAAUUUGAAGAUUUUGCAAGUCAUAAUGCACACAAACUUCUUGAAAAAUAUCAAAAAAAAUAUUGUACAUUUAAUGAUGACAUUCAAGGUACAGCUGCAGUUGUUCUUGCCGGACUCUUUGCAGCACUUCGUAUAACUGGUAAAAAAUUAAUUGACAAUACAUAUCUUUUUGUUGGUGCUGGUCAAGCAGCCUGUGGUAUUGCUGAUUUAAUAACACAUGCAAUGAUACGUGAAGGAUCAUCUAUUGAAGAAGCACGAAGUAAAAUUUGGAUGUAUGAUAUUCAUGGACUUAUUGUUCGAAAUCGACCUCAAGGUAAUAUAGAAGGUCCGAAAGCAUCAUAUCUAAAAAAAGGAAGAGCAAUUAAAGAUCUUUCAUCAGUAAUUGAUUAUGUCAAGCCAACCGUACUAAUGGGUGCUAGUGGAGUAGCACGACUUUUUCAUGAUGGUGUUCUUAAAAAAAUGGCUCAAGUUAAUGAUCGUCCUAUUAUUUUCGCUCUAUCAAAUCCAAUUAGUCGAGCUGAAUGUACAGCUGAAGAAGCAUAUCGAGAAACGGAUAAACUUGGUUCAUUAGUAACUCAAAAAGACUUAGAUUCUGGUCGUAUUUAUCCACCUAUACCAACUAUUCGUGAAGUGACUAUCAAAAUUGCUGCUCAUUUAGUCGAACAUCUUUAUAAAGAAAAGAAAGCUUGGUUUCAUCCGGAACCAAAAGAUAAAGAAGAAUUUAUUCGUAUGCAAUUAUAUAACACAAAUUAUCAAUAUUUUGGUCCACUAACAUGGAAAUGGCCUGAAUUGCAUAAAAAACCACGUAAUGUUCCAUCUAUGGAUGACAAUAUUGUUCUUGAGUCCUAA